GUUUCUGUUGGGACUAAAUCUGACCCUUGUGCUAAUGUUCUUGACCCCUGGUUUAUGGUUAAAAAGGUGACCCUGUGGCCCUCAGGUUAGUCCUGAUCCAGAAUCCGGCCCCUGCUGUGACUGAGUUUGACUCCAGGAUGAUGUCAGACAUCAGUCGCUCCGUAGUUGUCCCGGGCCGCUGCAGGGGGUGAGAGGUAAGCAGGAAGCUCUGCUCUCUCUUAUGUCAUCCUGUCCUUUAAUAGUGUAAUCACAGGCUGGCUGUUGUCAUCGAUUGUUGAGCAGCUGGUGCGCCAUGAUGUGUCGGUUUUUAGUACUGCAGUAAAAUGUUCACCUCAUGCCUGGUGUCAACAAACCAGAUAACGUUAGCACUGCUCAGGGCGUUAGCACCACAGUUGGUGGAUUAGGAUGUUAAGACUAGCAUGGCAUCGGUCGGUGUCCAAAAAUAGCCGCAUGGUGCAUGCACGCCUUCUACCAGCAGGGUUUCUGAGAGCCGAGGGUGCACAGCAGAGCUCAGGGGCUCACAUCUGUAGGAUAGCCGCACAGAUUGCCCACCAACCAAGCGACAAGUCCCAGCAGCUUCAGUUCCUACCGGCCUACAAUCUCAGCUCAUCUGUGUUUAUGAGCAUGGCAUCAGGAGGUGAAGGUUCAUCAUCCGUCCCUCACAGACACACUAACAGACUAGCCAAGGAGAGGUCCCCCUACCUGCUGCAACAUGCACACAAUCCUGUUGACUGGUAUCCUUGGGGACAAGAAGCCUUUGACAAAGCUAAAGCUGAAGACAAACCAAUCUUUUUAUCUGUGGGAUACUCAACAUGUCAUUGGUGCCAUGUCAUGGAGAGGGAGUCUUUUGAGGAUGAGGAAAUCGGCAAAAUACUGAGUGACAACUUUGUUUGCAUCAAAUUAGACCGGGAAGAGAGACCUGAUGUGGACAAAGUCUACAUGACCUUUGUGCAGGCAACAAGUGGAGGUGGAGGCUGGCCCAUGAGUGUAUGGUUGACCCCUGACCUUCGACCUUUCAUUGGAGGCACCUACUUCCCUCCGAGAGACUAUGGAAGACGACCUGGGCUCAAAACUGUCCUCACAAGAAUAUUAGAACAGUGGGAAAAUAACCGAACUGCUCUGGAGUCCAGCGGAGAUAGGAUCAUUGAAGCUUUAAAGAAAGGCACAGCUGUCGAUGCAAACCCAGGAGAGAGUCCUCCCCUGGCCCCAGAUAUUGCCAAGCGUUGCUUCCAGCAGUUGGCACAUUCCUAUGAAGAGGAGUACGGGGGCUUUAGAGAAUCUCCAAAGUUUCCCACACCAGUGAAUCUGACGUUCUUAAUGACUUACUGGCUGGUUAAUCGCUCUACCUCAGAAGGGGUUGAGGCACUACAGAUGGCCUUGCACACGCUCCGCAUGAUGGCGCUGGGGGGCAUCCACGACCAUGUGUGCCAGGGGUUUCACCGUUACUCUACAGACUCCUCCUGGCAUGUUCCCCACUUUGAGAAGAUGUUGUACGACCAGGCUCAGCUUGCUGUAGCUUACAUUAAUGCUUUCCAGGUUUCAGGGGAGCAGGUCUUUGCAGACGUGGCUAAGGACAUUUUGCUCUAUGUCUCCAGGGACCUCAGUGACAAGUCUGGAGGUUUCUACAGUGCAGAGGAUGCAGACUCUGUUCCAGUGUCAGGGGGGCCAGAAAAGCGUGAAGGAGCUUUCUGUGCUUGGACUGCCUCAGAAGUUCGGGAACUACUGCAAGAUGCGGUGGAGGGUGCAAAUGGAUCUGCAACACAGGCUGAUAUCUUCAUGCACCACUAUGGUGUGAAGGAGCAAGGCAAUGUUGCUCCAGAACAGGACCCCCACGGGGAGUUACAGGGCCAGAAUGUGCUGAUCGUCCGUUAUUCAGUCGAAUUGACUGCUGCUCACUUUGGCAUCCAGUCUGAAAAAGUCCAAGAGCUCCUGGCCUCUGCCAGGGCCAAGAUGGCAGAGGUGAGAAAGAGUCGGCCCCGACCACACCUGGACACCAAGAUGUUGGCCUCCUGGAAUGGUCUGAUGCUUUCAGCCUAUGCUCGUGUGGGUGCUGUGCUGGGGGACAAGGCCCUGCUUGAGCGGGCUAAAGAGGCUGGCAGCUUCCUAAAGGAACACCUGUGGGAUGCUGAGCGGCAGACCAUCCUUCGAUCCUGUUACCGAGGAGACCAGAUGGAAGUUCAACAGAUAUCUCCGCCAAUAUCUGGCUUCCUGGAUGACUAUGCCUUUAUCAUCGGUGGCUUGCUGGAUCUGUAUGAGGCCACGCUGAAAAGUGAGUGGCUGCAGUGGGCAGAGGAGCUGCAGCUCAGACAGGAUGUUCUCUUCUGGGAUGAGCAGGGUGGAGGUUACUUCUGCAGUGAUCCCACUGACAGCACUGUACUGCUGCAACUCAAAGAUGAUCAGGAUGGAGCUGAACCCAGCGGUAACUCGGUGUCAGCACUCAAUCUACUGCGUCUGUCCCACUAUACUGGAAGACAGGACUGGCUCCAGAGGUCCCAGCAGCUACUAGCAGCCUUUUCUGACCGCCUGACCAGGGUCCCCAUAGCCUUGCCUGAGAUGGUCCGGGCCCUCAUGGCACAGCACUACACACUGAAACAGAUUGUAAUCUGUGGCCAGAGGGAUGCCCCCGACACCACCGCUCUUCUUUCAGUGGUGAACUCCCUCUUCCUACCACACAAGGUCUUGAUGCUCAUUGACAGUGAGGGAGACAGUUUCCUGAGCCAGCGUCUGCCUGCGCUGUCCUCCAUGACCCAGCAGGGCGGUGUCGCCACUGCUUACGUCUGCCAGGACUUCACCUGUUCUCUUCCUGUCACCGAUCCCCAGGAACUACGCAGACUGCUGCUGGAUGGAACCGCAGAGCUGCAGGCAGAAUGAUGCUUACAGAGCUACAUGAUUAUGAAUUAACGGGAGGCUUGCAAUCUUCAAAGACCACACUCCUUCUAUCUGCAGCCUCAGCUUAGCUUAUCUCUGCUGUUUUUGGCUAGUCACUCAGGCCUGGCUAGAAUAGAACGCCAAUAUUUGGGAAGUCAAUGUGGAGCAUGGGGUUACACAACUAUGCAGUUAAAGGGGCUUCUUUUCUUUCUGAAGACUUUUACCUCAGCCUUAUUCUAUAAAGACCAGCAAAGUGUUAAAUCUGAUAUCUAAAUGAGUUUAUUAGCAGGCUUUAAAGCAGUGCAGCAGAGAAGCAAUAUGUCAAUGUGUUUCCUUACACAAAGAAAAAGUCCCAGCCUACUUAAAACGUGUAGUACUUGUGACAUAUGCACCGGUUUUACUGUUGGUACAGAAAAAAAUCACAGAAUCCUAAUAGAGUCUAAGUACACUGGACUUUUGCAAGCAGUGUCCCCUCUGAGCCCUGUGGUCCAGUCCUACAGUCACAUAGAUCUUAAAGUGGUAAGAUUUUAAUCAGGUUAAGGUAAUAUUAAGAUUUUCUUAACAGAGAGGAAAGAUGCUUUUCAGGUUGCUUUAUAUUUAUCAGACUUAUUUUGAGAACGCUUAUGAUUUGGUUGUACAAAUGCACAGCAGACAAUGCAACGGGAAAUGUGUGCAACGUUUUUUUCUUUGUAAAAUGUUUAAGACACUGAUGCAAAAGUUGCAAAACAAGAGACAUGUUUCUCUCCUUUCACCUUUAAAACCUAUAGGAUUUCCUAGGUUCCCUAAUGGGAACUAAAAAAAAAUGCAUUCUAGGAUGGAUAUGUGUAAUUUUUGUCUUAUUCAGGUUUGAGAAAAUCCAAACAGAAUUGAAGAAGACCUGUCCACACAGCCUGUUAUUCUCUUCUUUUGUACUAAACAUACACAUGACAGAUAAAAAUCCAAUGCUUGACAUUCUUGUCCUUUCUCUCCCACCUUUAGGCUGAAUAAAGGUGUUGUUGUCUCUGA
Cheilinus undulatus (humphead wrasse) is the source of this 3873-nucleotide messenger RNA. It is a transcript of the gene spata20, whose product is annotated as spermatogenesis associated 20. Gene Ontology annotation, biological process: carbohydrate metabolic process. Bases 406 to 2871 code for a protein of 821 amino acids. The record is from RefSeq and is a predicted model, not a curated record. The transcript is spliced from 16 exons. Lineage: Eukaryota; Metazoa; Chordata; Actinopteri; Labriformes; Labridae.